UCUCUUUGAACGUGUGUCAACAACAACAGCUGCAGGGACAUCACGGCUAAGUUCUUACCUUCAUGACUUCGCUGAACCGAACACAGCAUGUUGGCUGAAGAAACAACGGCAGAUUCAUAAUAAACUUUUCCCUUGAGCUUUUUCUUGGGGAGGCGGGAGUGCUUUCUCUCCCGGGACACAACAGUGCCUGGCUGCUGAAGUGGCUAAUUUACUCGAAUCAAUCUUACAGAAACUGGAAUACAAAGCAUUUAUUGUCCAAAUACCCGCAGUUCGUUGAGUUUAAUCGCCGGUUGUUCAUCUUCCUCCUCUCCGGCGGGAGGUUUUCAGACGCGUAGGGUUGUAGAGGUAUGAAUGCGUUGGCGGGGGCUGUACCCAGGAUGAUGCGCCCCACGCUGGCUCAGAACUACCCCCGCAGUGGUUUCCCACUGGAAGUCUCUACCCCUUUGGGGCAAGGCAGAGUGAACCAACUCGGGGGAGUAUUCAUCAAUGGCAGACCAUUGCCCAACCAUAUCCGACAUAAGAUUGUUGAAAUGGCACACCAUGGCAUUAGACCAUGUGUGAUCUCUCGUCAACUACGGGUCUCUCAUGGUUGCGUAUCCAAAAUACUGUGCCGGUACCAGGAAACCGGGUCUAUCCGACCCGGAGCCAUUGGAGGAAGCAAACCCAAGCAGGGGACAACACCGGAUGUGGAGAGGAGAAUAGAGGAGUACAAGCGAGAUAACCCGGGUAUGUUUAGCUGGGAGAUUCGAGAUAAAUUACUGAAGGAUGGCAUAUGUGACCGGAACACCAUUCCUUCAGUCAGUUCAAUAAGUCGCAUCAUGAGGAGUAAAUUUGGAGGAAAGGGAGACGAUGAUGAUGAUGAAGACGAAAUCGAGAAAAAGGAAUUAGAGGACAACGAACGACGGGCCAAACACAGUAUCGAAGGCAUCUUGGGAGAUCGCUCGAGCCACUCGGACGAGGGCUCGGACGUGGAGUCGGAGCCCGACCUGCCCCUGAAGAGGAAGCAGCGUCGCAGUCGCACCACCUUCACGGCCGAGCAGCUGGAGGAGCUGGAGAGAGCGUUCGAGAGGACGCACUACCCCGACAUCUACACCCGGGAGGAGCUGGCCCAGAGGGCCAAGCUCACCGAGGCCAGAGUACAGGUCUGGUUCAGUAACAGGAGAGCGAGAUGGAGGAAACAGGCGGGGGCCAAUCAGCUUAUGGCAUUCAAUCACCUUAUCCCAGGAGGGUUCCCACCCUCCGCCAUGUCCAGCAUUCCACCCUAUCAGCUAUCAGACACCCCAUACCCGCCCACAUCCCUAUCACAAGUGGUGUCCGAGCAGCCCGGCACAGUGCACCGCCCCCAGCCCCUGCCCCCUUCCUCCGGACACCAGGGCUCUGGGGGCGGGGGCGGCCAGGAGGGGGGGUCGGCCUACUGCCUGGCCUCCGGACGGCACGGCUUCUCAGGGUACUCCGACAGCUUCGCCCCUCCCGGGGGUCCGCACAACCCCAUGAACCCCGCACUCGGCAAUGGCCUCUCUCCACAGGUGAUGGGCCUGCUGAACCCGGGCGGGGUCCCCCACCAGCCCCAGAGCGACUACGCUCUCUCCCCUCUGACGGGGGGCCUGGAGGCCCCCGGGGGCCUGGGCACCAGCUGCUCCCAGCGCUUGGAGCACCUCAAAGGCCUGGAGGGCCUGUCCAGCGUGCCUAGCCUGCCCUCACUGCCCUCGCUGCCCAACUCCCAGUCCUACUGCCCGACCGCCUACGGCUCGCCAGGCUACAGCGUGGACCAUGUUGCAUCCUACCAGUAUGGGCAGUAUGGACAAAGUAAGGUGCCCUUCAUUAUCUGAGGCCAGAGAUCACCUGAGUGGAGGGCUCCGCCCACAUCCUGCCCCGGCGUCGCUUCAGGAACGUGUAUGUUUGUCCACGCUGUGGGAAGUGUUUGAGUAUCCCGGACCAAAUUGACAACUUCCCUUCCUUCCUAUCCUAACGGGCCUGAACUUCACUCUGACAUGGAGACUCCUUCUCACUUGAUGUAAGGAGAGGGAAGAUAAGAUAUGAAAAGAGACUAUUAGGAGGCACCGCAAGACCAAAACAAACAAACAAACUGUGUGGAGGGUUUGGGUGACUGGUGGAGACUAUUGUGGGUGCUUUCCCUAGGUUGUGAUGUGGUUUAUCCCACAUUGAUCCGCAACUAUAUUCAGGAACAGGACCACGUCUAUCCCAUAUCAGUCAAAAGAGUCCCCAGGGGCCAAGCACCCUCACUGGGGAACAUCUCGCCAUCAAGGGCCUGCAGAGGAACUCAACAACAACACAUAAAUCACAGAGUAAAGUUUUAGAUCUUAAAUCCUGUUUACAUGCUUAAGGGGCCAAAUAAAUACAGAUGCAUUCCAUUGAAUUUCAGAAAGCAACAUGAGGGAUAAAGAGGCCUUGUUUUAUUUGUCAUUUCAUUUAUAGGUUUUUUUGUUCCCUGUAAGAUUCCAUACCACACAGAGUGAAAAGGAAACAAAAUCUAAGCCAUAGGCAGCAUAUAAACAAAUAGAUACAAGCAAACGAGAACAAAUGAAAAAAAAGGAAUCCAUUAAUCAAACUAUGUUUUGAGGUAGCAGAAAAAGAACUUUAACGUACACCACAGCUGUUAGCUGACUUCCAGUGAACUCUGACUGGAUCUCUCUCUCUCUCUGUCACUCUGACGAAGGAAGAUUCUAACCUUUUGUGGGUUUAGUAGGAUUCCCUUAGAGGUCAAAGGUGACUGAAGAAAGUGACAAGGAGAGGGCGGGGGGCAAAGUGGUUUUUGGUGUUGCGGGGUAUGGAAAAAAAUGACUAAAGGGGUCUGAACCCAGUAACAAAUCCUUAUAACUAAGAGUUACUGGGUCACGACAAAGUGAGAUUCGAGACACAAUGGAAACCAGAGAGCUAGGAUGUCAGCUGACCAGAAGUGCAAUAUCACCACGUACCCAACAGUCAACCAUGCAAUUAGAUUCCAUGAAGCCAACCCUAUCGUAUGUCUUAGCAACAUUGGAUUUACGCUAAAAUCACAUUGCAGCCCCACAAAAAAAGAAUUACAAGUACCUUUGAAGGUAUGGUGGGCCAAACAAAUAGAAAACAUUGUGAACAGGAGAAGGUAGUCAGCACAUGGCCAUCUUUGAAGUAAUUACGACUUGGAAGUUAUUCAAAGACCAUGUGGAUACAAUUAAUACAAGGGAAAAACAAAGGCCAACUAAAAAACACGUAGUAUAAAGCCAAAUCGUUUUUUUUUUCUCAAGUGUGUUUUUUUUUGUAAGUCGCGCAAAAACAUAAACUCUAUUCGUUUUUUUUGUCAUGGGUGUAUUUAUUCUUAAAAAAUAUAUGUCAACAACAUUAUUCAGAAAUGACUGUAACAUUGUACAGACCACAAUACGUUUUUCUAUUAUUUAGAAAUUCUAUGUUCACUUAACGAUAGCUGCAUCUCUCAACAAACCUUUGUUCAAUGAGCACUCAGUGGUAAAUUGUACAUAUGGCUGUAUCUGAUGGGAAUACAGUGGUUACAAUUACAACGGUUCC
Hypomesus transpacificus is the source of this 3522-nucleotide messenger RNA. It is a transcript of the gene pax3b, whose product is annotated as paired box 3b. The transcript has 9 exons. Gene Ontology annotation, molecular function: DNA-binding transcription factor activity, RNA polymerase II-specific; RNA polymerase II cis-regulatory region sequence-specific DNA binding. Gene Ontology annotation, biological process: anatomical structure development; regulation of transcription by RNA polymerase II. Lineage: Eukaryota; Metazoa; Chordata; Actinopteri; Osmeriformes; Osmeridae. The coding region runs from base 348 to 1829 and encodes 493 amino acids. The record is from RefSeq and is a predicted model, not a curated record.